GUGCUUGCAUGCAUCGUUCGUUGCUUGCAUGCAGUUUUCGCACAACUUUUAACAUCACGGUUGUGGUCGUUAUUCGUCCUAUUACUGCAGUUAACUUGAGCCGAAGUGUCACAAUGUGUGACCAAGUUGUCGAGGAAGCCUUAGGCCAAGUUACUGACGAUGAAGAAUUUUUCCAAGACAUCGACAUCUUGCAAAACCAUGGCAUCAAUGUCGCCGAUAUCAAGAAGCUCAAGACAGCUGGAAUCUGCACAAUCAGAGGGGUACAGAUGACCACUCGGAAGAAGCUGUGUGGAAUCAAAGGUAUCUCUGAAGCAAAAGUGGACAAAAUUAAAGAGAUAGUGGCCAAGGUAGCAGAUGGAGCGAGCUUCCUGACCGCACUUGAAGUCAGCGAAAAACGGCGCUACGUGUUCAAAAUAUCAACAGGGAGUAAAGAGCUCGACAAGUUGAUGGGCGGCGGAGUCGAAAGCAUGGCAAUUACAGAAGUAUUUGGCGAGUUCCGCACUGGGAAAACUCAGCUGUCUCAUACUCUCUGCGUCACUUGCCAGCUGCCAGGUGAAAAUGGCUACAGCGGUGGGAAGGCGAUUUUUAUCGACACUGAGAAUACCUUCCGCCCAGAUCGGUUGCGCAGCAUCGCCGAUCGGUUUGACCUCGAUCAUUCUGCCAUGCUAGAAAAUGUUCUUUAUGCACGCGCCUUCACAAGCGAGCACCAGAUGGAAAUGCUGGACCAAGUAGCAGCAAAGUUUCAUGAAGAGGCAGGUGUGUACAAGUUGCUCGUAAUCGACUCGAUCAUGGCUCUUUUUCGAGUUGAUUUCAGCGGUCGUGGCGAGCUGGCCGAUAGGCAACAAAAGCUGGCCCAAAUGCUGUCUAAGCUGCAGAAGCUCUCAGAAGAAUAUAAUGUGGCCAUAUUCAUCACCAAUCAGAUGACCGCUGAUCCAGGAGCAGCCAUGAGUUUUCAGGCAGAUCCCAAGAAGCCAAUUGGAGGGCAUAUCUUGGCACAUGCCUCAACGACCCGUAUAGCGCUGCGCAAGGGUCGUGGCGAAGCACGUAUUGCCAAGAUCUAUGACAGCCCAGAUCAGCCAGAGAAUGAGGCGACAUUUGCUAUUACACCUGGUGGCAUUGCAGAUGUGUCUGAGUAGAAUGUUGUUCAAGUACUGUUUGUUGCACAAGUGGACUUCAGAUGCAGUCUGUUAAUUUGUGAUUUUUUUUUGUUUUUUUACUUUUACCGGGGAAUAUUCUCAUA
Molecule: messenger RNA, 1240 nt
Organism: Rhipicephalus sanguineus (brown dog tick)
Lineage: Eukaryota; Metazoa; Arthropoda; Arachnida; Ixodida; Ixodidae
Product: meiotic recombination protein DMC1/LIM15 homolog
Exons: 1
Coding region: 9-1136 (375 amino acids)
Biological process (GO): DNA strand invasion; DNA repair; reciprocal meiotic recombination
Cellular component (GO): condensed nuclear chromosome; nucleus
Molecular function (GO): ATP-dependent DNA damage sensor activity; double-stranded DNA binding; ATP hydrolysis activity
Source: RefSeq, a predicted model, not a curated record